CGAAAGGCGUGGGAGCUGGGGAAAUCUCGCUUCCAUCCUGCAAUCUGGGAGGGAUCCGGAUGAAACUAAAUUUCACAUAUGACUUUUAUGCUUGCCUAAAGACUACAAUAGUUUCACACAUGACAAAGACUCAUUGACACUGAAAGUCUAAGCAGUGGCAGCUUAUUUAUUAAUUUAUGUUUACAUUUCUCUCUCUCUUCCUCCAAGUAGCCCAGAGUGGUGUACUUGGUUAUGUUUCUCCUCACAAUGUGAGGUACGUUAGGCUGAGAGAUAAGUGUCUUGUCCAGAGUCACACAGAGAUCUUCAUGGCUUGGGUCUCCCCAAUCGUCAUCCAACACACUAACCACUAUAUCACACUGGUGAACCCUUCCACCCUUCUUGCCCUGGGAUUCAAAGCAGCAUUAGAGUAAAGAAUCCUUUUGCUUGUGUUAGAAACUUCAUUUGAGCAUAGAGGGGAAAUGGAUUUGCGAAGUCUAGCAAGUAAUGAAUUGGGGAAGGAAACAGAAAAAGGCUCUCAAGCCAUCCAGUCUGGGAGUGAAAGGGAAUUCUGGGAAAGAACCAUGCAGAAGAUCCUGGAAGGAGACAGCAUCAGCUCAGAUGUCCAAUGCCAGAGAUUCAGGCAACUCCACUACCAAGAGACCAAGGGACCCUGAGAGGUUUGUAGCCAACUCCAUAACCUUUGUUUGAGUGGCUGAAGCCAGAAGAACACACGAAGGCUCAGAUCCUAGACCUGGUGAUCCUGGAGCAAUUUCUGACCAUCCUGCCUCUGGAGAUGGCGAGCUGGGUCCAGCAAUGUGGAGCAAAGACCAGUUCCCAGGCAGUGGCUCUGGCAGAAGGUUUCCUCUUGAGCCAGGCAGAGGACAAAAAGUGGGAGGAGCAACAGAGAAUGUUAGCAAAAGCAGCCGCUGAUCUCCCAGAGGCCGAGAAGACUCUCUUAGACACCAAGCAGAGACCACUGUUUAGAUGGAUCAUGCAGGAGGGUGAUGUAGGCAUCAUCUCGCUGGGCAGUGAAAUGACCCUGGCGGUUCCUUCUAGGACUUCUACUCUUGGUGACCGAAUGGAAACAGUUGUUGCACAAUCACUGGAUCAGUUAAUUUUAGGUCCCACUCAGGCUGAAUCAGAAAGACUCCACUCUGAAGGCAAAUAUGCACACACUGCCUUGACACUGCCGCCCAGAACAAAACUCAUUCUGCACACAGAUGAAAAAGAUUAGAGGGAACACUGCUGGCUACACGUUACCAGUGCAUUUAUGGGAACAACUGAAGGUGCUGAUUUUGACCUUUAAAGCCCUUUACUACUUAGGGCCAAGUUACCUGAAGGAUCGCCCUCUCCACUUGAAUCUGCCUGCCCUAUAGGAUCUUUUAGAGAAGCUCUCUUGCAAGUUCUCCUGCCACCUCCUGAAAUUUGAUUCUCAGAAAUGACUGAGUGAGCCUUCUCAGUGGUAGCCACUCUCUUUGGAACUCCCUGUCACCUGAUCUUUGGGUGGCAUCUACUCUGGCAAGUUUUAAAAAGAAUUUAAGAAGCUUCUAUAUCUGCAGGCCUUUCACAAUAUUCCGAGUUUCCAUUGCUGAUGGUUUCUUUUUAGCAGUUUCUCCCCUCCCUGUAUUUUAUUUAGGUUUUAUAUUUUUAAAAUGAUUUUUUUAAUGAUCACAACUCUUGUUUUUGUGUCUAUUAUAUUAUAUUUUUGUGUCUCUUAUGUGGCAAUAGAAUAUUUCUCCCUUGUCAUAUUUCAAAACCACUUUAUCUAACAAACAAUGUGUUGCAAUUGUGUGGUGCUGUCUCUGACAGUUUCUCCAUUACUAAGUCACAUGUGAUACCGUGAAACAGUUUUGGAUAUUCAAAUGGUUUAAAAAAACAACACCCAACUUUUCAGUUUCUAUGAAGGAAAUGAAAGAUAUCAGUUUUGGCUGGAGUUAAAGCUUUUAACAAGACUUGUGAUAAGAGUACUUUUAUGCAGCAAGCUGAGGUCAGAACAGAGGCCCUGGGAGGUAGGAAAGAUAAUCCUAUGAAGGGUGCAGUCUAUUUUGCUGAUAUCCUCUGACCCCUUUUGCAGUCUAGUCUUUUUAUUUUUUUAUUAUUUUUUUAUUUCUAUCACGCCCCCUGCCUGUGAGCUUCUUGAAGGCAUCUAGUGGGCCACUGUGUGAAACAGGAUGCUGGACUAGAUGGGCCUUCUUGGGCCUGAUACAGCAGGGCUGUUCUUACAUUCUUAAUGAGAAUAAAGAAACGAUUAAAGGAAAGAAUGGACAAAUGAUGUACAGUGUAUAGUUCUCAUGUUGUAGUCUCUUAUAUUUGUAACAUAUGUAUGCGAUGUAUUGUUUUUAUAUUUGUCUGUAGUACUUGAUUUCGUAAUCUGAAAUAAUUUGCUUACUUGCUUAAUUGAGAAGUGCCCAGGGACUUUUUUUUUUUGGUAUGGAGCGGCAUAGGAAUAUAUCGAACAAAUAAAUAAAUAAAUUUAUUGUUGCAGUGUUUGCUAGCCACUUUGAAUCUGCAGACAAGGGCAGAAUACAUGAUCGCAAAUUAAAUAAAUAAAUACACAUAUUGCUUUUCAACCAAAGAGUUCUCAAAAGCAGCUUACAUAGCAAAAGCGAGUAAGAAAAUGGUUCCUGGUCACAAAGGGGUUCACAAUAAUCUAAAAUGAAACAUAAGGGAGAGACACCAGCAACAGCCACAAAGAGGGCUGCUAUGCUGGGCUUACUAGGGACAAAAUCGUUCCCCCCUGCUACAUAUAUGGGAGAGCCCACAUUACAAGGGACCUCUUUGCCCAUUUAGCAUAUGGGCCCUGCAAGCGGAGAUUCUUACUUAGAACAGCAGAUGUUCGCAAGUGGACCUGCAAACUUCAGUACCCAAUAUACCGCAAGGCUCUUAGACGUCAUGAUAUCUCACCACUACUGAGCUAAGGGUACUUCUGAUGAAUUUAUUUAUUUAUUUAUUAGAUUUGUAUACCGUCCUUCCAAAAUGGCUCAGGGCGGUUUACAGCACGGUAAAAACCGUUAAAACAAGUUAACAAUCAAAAUCAAAAUAUUAAAACACAAAAAAAACAAUUAAACAGCUAAAAAAAAACUGAAACCAGGGCAAUCAUUUAAGGUGGGUGGAUGCUAGAGAGGGAGCCCUUUUGAAGGAGGCACCCCAUUUAUGGAGUAGCAUCCCCAGUAAUGUUUGCUGGUAUCAUCACUAUGCUCCUUUAAAUGCCAGACGGAAGCCUUUUUGUUCAGCUAGGCUUUCUAGAAGUGUCUCUGCAUUGUUUGUAGCUGACUUUUAUUGUAGUUUGUGUUUGACUGUGCUUUUACUUGUUUUAGCUAGGAACAUAGAAAGCUGCUUUAUAUUGAGUCAGACCAUUGGUCAAUCUAGCUCAGUAUUGUCUUCACAGACUGGCAGCGACUUCUCCAAGGUUGCAGGCAGGAAUCUCUCUCAGCCCUAUCUUGGAGAUGCUGCCAGGGAUGGAACUUGCUCUUCCCAGAGCAGCCCCAUCCUCUGAGGGGAACAUCUUACAGUGCUCACACUUCUAGUCUCCCUUUCAUAUGCAACCAUGGAAUGGGUGCCCUCAUACUAGGGAAUUGGAACGUUCCCCUUCUUGUAAUCAGGUUAGAAAACCUGUAUGUCAUUUAUGCAAUGCUCCUGCAUAGGAAUAGGGAGGGAAGACGCGACCAAGAGGUUCACGCUGACGAGACAGUAAAUCUCUUCUGGAAAAGUUUGUAUGGUUAUGUGCAAAAAGACAAGUGUAUCUCUUCUACAGCAAUGGGACAAAUUUUGGAAAUGGACGUCGGACGUAAACCCCGCCCCCCAUUACCUGAUGUACCUUGUAAUCCCUCAUCCCCGAGUUACAGUACUGCCUGCAUAUACUUCAUAACCUUGUGGGUUUUCAAAUCCCUGUGUGUAAAUCUUUGUAGAUAUAAGAUGUACAAACAACCACUUUGUAUAUAAUUGUGCUUUGGCAACGUACUGUAUGCUUUGGUAGUUUGUUGGUUCAAUAAAAAAAUCUUG
Hemicordylus capensis (graceful crag lizard) is the source of this 3981-nucleotide messenger RNA. RefSeq names its product zinc finger protein 202-like. The record is from RefSeq and is a predicted model, not a curated record. The transcript has 5 exons. Gene Ontology annotation, biological process: regulation of DNA-templated transcription. The coding region runs from base 773 to 1213 and encodes 146 amino acids. Lineage: Eukaryota; Metazoa; Chordata; Lepidosauria; Squamata; Cordylidae.